Owenia fusiformis is the source of this 1063-nucleotide messenger RNA. The record is from the annotation of a GenBank genome assembly. NCBI's taxonomy places the organism in Eukaryota, Metazoa, Annelida, Polychaeta, Sabellida, Oweniidae.
AGUUGAAGACAGAAUUACUAUCGAUUAACACCGGAUUAAGUCGUGAUAUAAGUAUAUCAGUAUAUAGGAUUCUAGUUUUCAAUUUAUAAAUGUGUAGCAGACACUUCAAAGGAUAAUAUAAUGGAAGGUGAUGUCAGAGUGUGGAUAUUCAUUGGUGUGUUUCUCACACUAAAAGGUAUGUGCCUUGGCCUGCAAUGUUGGCAGUGUUUGGCUGAUGAUUGUCAGGAAGAUCCUUCCAAGAACUACAAGGCAACUAAAAGAAAUUGUAAACCUGGGGAAUCAUGUCAGAAAGUGUACUAUGAGGUCCAUAGUUUGAUCGACAAGAGAGAUUAUGAUUCCACAGUAAGGAGCUGCUCUUCGGGACAAUGCGAGCCUCAGAACGACUUUCUUAAUUGCACAGAGGGCAUUAAACUAAAUCCAGGGUGUAUUAGACGAACUUGCUGUAAUGAUAGAGACUUAUGUAAUGCAGCUAUAAGAACUAUCCCAGAAAAGGAAUCACUAUUUAUGACCACCAUAGUAAUUUUGAUUAUUGGAAAAACUUUGCAAGUUUUACAAACUCGGUCUAUUUCACAUGAAAUGUGACAAACGUAAUAACUAUAUAAAUGAAUGUAUCAAUAAUGUAUUUCCUUGAUAUUAACAAAGAAAGAGAGGGAAAAUGCCUGAUGACAAACAAAUUGUAUUGAAAUGGGAAACUACAAAUAGAAUUUCAGACUUUUCAAUCAAGAUAUUACUUUACCUCACUUUUUCUAAUUAGUUGUCUGUAGAACUUUUGAAAUCACUUAUAGACAUCGUCCUUCUUAUCCGAACUUUAUAGUGUAUUAUUAAACACUUUUACAUAGCUUGAGAUAAAAAUAGGGUAUCCACGUAGCUCUAAUUUCAAUUUAAUAUAAAUAUAUGUAAUAAUAAUUCAAUAUAUAUUCACAUAGUCCAUGAAUGAAGAUGAAGGAUAGCUUUGUAUUUAAUGUCAAAUAAAACACGUAAUACAAGUCUGGAUUGCCCAUAAAAUGUAUAUUUAAUACCAUGUAUAAAUAGACAUUGUAAAUAUGAUGAAUAAGAAUCGUGU